AUGAUCAAGAUAAAGGAUAAGGCGACACAAAGAAAGUACGCUCAGACAAAGUUCCCGACAUGGACCUACAAAGUCAGAGAUGGUGCACUUGGAGGAUUGUACGGUUUUCCUUGUACUGAAGGAUAUAUGAAGAUAGGUUACAGAGGCUUGAAAUGGAUCAACCCCGUCGGCGACAUCAAUUCAAAAGUGAAAACCAAAUGGAGUCCUGAGGAGCAGGAAACAAACAUCCCUCUCUUUGCGUUGAAGCAAAUCAAGAACUUCAUCAGAGAAAACAUUCCGGAGGUGAAGAAGAUCUCCAUGACUCGGCUUUGUUGGUAUUCAGAUAGCUCGGACAAUGACUACCUAAUAUCAUACUGCCCCUACUACGAAGACCGGUCUGUUUUUGUCAUGGCCGGCGAUUCUGGACAUGCGUUCAUGAUGCUAGGCAGUAUUGGUGAUGUUGCAACCGAUAUCAUUAACGACGAGGGAGAUCCAUUUCUGAGAAAUCUGUUCUCUUGGGAGAGAGAAAGAGAGACGCUGAAUAUUAUCAAUUCUGGAGCAGAGGAUCCGAGAUGCCUAACAGAAACGGUGAUGGCCUCUCCUAAGGACUGGUGGAUUGACGAACCGUCCAAAUUGUAA
This is a messenger RNA of Pichia membranifaciens NRRL Y-2026, 618 nucleotides long. RefSeq lists its product as hypothetical. NCBI's taxonomy places the organism in Eukaryota, Fungi, Ascomycota, Pichiomycetes, Pichiales, Pichiaceae. Bases 1 to 618 code for a protein of 205 amino acids. The transcript has a single exon. Gene Ontology annotation, molecular function: flavin adenine dinucleotide binding; sarcosine oxidase activity. The record is from RefSeq and is a predicted model, not a curated record.